Messenger RNA from Anneissia japonica, 2916 nucleotides. RefSeq lists its product as uncharacterized. The coding region runs from base 1 to 2916 and encodes 971 amino acids. Gene Ontology annotation, molecular function: nucleic acid binding. Gene Ontology annotation, biological process: DNA integration. Lineage: Eukaryota; Metazoa; Echinodermata; Crinoidea; Comatulida; Comatulidae. The record is from RefSeq and is a predicted model, not a curated record. The transcript has 4 exons.
AUGGAGUUUUCACGGAGUCGGGUGUACGCAUUACUAAAGGGAAAUUUAACAAGAGGGUUAAAGGAGCUGGAAUCCCUUGUAGAAAUAGGAGCAAGCCAGGAAGAAAUUGAAAGGGCAAAGAACAAGGUUAAGACACGAUUUGAGUUUGUAGAAGAAUGUCAAGAUAAUCUUGUUGAAUUGAUUGAAGAGGAUGAAGAUUAUGAGAGGGAAUUAGAGUGGAUGACUAAAUGCCAGGAUGGGUUUCUGGGAGAAAUGGCUAGAUUAGAUAAGCUGCAACACCCAAUUACAAAUGGACCAGACGUGUCAGUUGCUGCUCCAGAACCAGUAGACUUACCUGCACAAGAAGAGGAUGGUGAAAUAGCUCCUGCACUAAUUCCAGUUGAGCCAGAGAUUGUCGUCCCUCCAACCGAAAAUUCUGUAAGUGACAGUGAUGCUGACUCACAUAGUGCUAAUUCCAGUGACACAUCUCAGAAGCACUGUUUGCGAUGUUCCCAGCGACAUAAUGAAGCUGAACACACUGCCUUCAUAGGUGACAUUAAAAGCAUGUUCUAUCAGGUCCAGGUAGCCCCACAACAUAGGGAUUUCCUACGAUUCCUAUGGUGGGAAAGUAGUGAUGUUAAUAAAGCAUCAAAGGAGUUUCGAAUGUUAGUGCAUGUAUUUGGCGCUAAAUCAUCUCCGGGAUGCGCCAACUACAGUUUGAAGGAUGUAGCCAAACGGUUAUCAGACGAGUAUGGCCAAGAUGCAUCAAAGUUUGUCCAAAACAACUUUUAUGUGGAUGACAGCUUGCAGUCAGUUGAGACAGCGGAUGUGGCAAUAGACCUAAUCCAGAGGACGGUAGCCAUGUUGAAGGAGGAAGGAUUCAAAUUGCAUAAAUUCCUCUCAAAUUCAAAACAGGUUUUGAAAGUUCUACCAGAUGAUUGCAUCGCAUCUAAUGUCGGCCAGAAGGACAUGAAUAAUCUACCCACAGAACGUACUUUGGGAAUACUGUGGGACCCUACUCUCGACGUAUUUACAUUUGAAGGCAACAUGAAAGAGAAUCCUCCGACAAGAAGAGGCAUUCUAUCGACUUUGUCUGCUGUGUUUGAUCCACUUGGAUUAAUUGGUCCCUACAUUUUACAGGGAAAGCGAAUCCUCCAGAAUGUCUGUGCGGAAGGAAAGGACUGGGACGAACCAUUAAAUGACGAUACAAUCCAACAUUGGAUAGCUUGGAAAGAGCAACUUCAGUACCUCAGCAACAUUAAUAUUAGCAGAUGCUAUAAGGCUCCUUAUGCAACUGGAAAGGUGUCUUCUGUUGAACUUCACCACUUUAGUGAUGCAUCUACUUCAGGAUAUGGUCAGUGUUCGUACCUAAGACUAGUGCACGAAGAUGGAACUAUAGUACUUUGCUAUAUAAGCAAUGAGUCCAGACGCUUUCAUGUUUUUGUGGCCAACAGAGUACAAACUAUCCGUAAUAUCAGCGAGCCAACCCAGUGGCACUACAUUGCCUCUGAACAAAAACCAGCAGACAUCGCCUCACGUGGCAGCUCUGUAGAGGAAUUGUUGGAUUGUGAUUUUUGGUGGCAAGGGCCUAAGUUCCUCAGUGAGCUGAUUUACAAAAUCGAAGAUUAUCUACCAGAACAAAUACAUGAUACAGAUGUUGAAGUAAAGAGGGUAAGAGUUCAGGCCACCCAUGUUAGUGUACAAACGAUUCCAGAGAUGUUAAAGCGAUACUCCAGCUGGUGCCGAGCAAGCAGAGUUCUUACUCUAUGUAUUGUUUUCACAUACAAAUGCAGAGGUUGGAAAAGAAGUGGAGAUCUCACAACUCAGGACAUUGACAGAGCCAAGAAACUGAUGGUAAAAGCUACUCAGCAUAACCACUAUAAGGAACUUGAUAAGUUGACCCGGCUAGAUCCUGUGGUGGACCAAGAUGGCCUUAUUAGGGUAGGGGGAAGACUAAAGAGGUCAAUCAGUCUUCCUGAAAGCAUUAAAUGCCCAGUAGUGAUCCCUACAAAAUCUGAACUAACACGUUUAAUAGUAACUCAUUAUCACCAAGUGACGCACCAUCAAGGUAGAGGUAUCACAUUAAAUGCCAUUAGAGCUGGUGGUUUUCACAUAAUUGUUGGAGUGUCAUCCGUAGCCAGAUUUAUCCAUAACUGUGUACUGUGCCGUAGAUUAAGAAGGAAGCCAGAGACACAGAGAAUGGCAGACCUACCGCCCGAUCGACUAGAACCUGCACCAGCCUUUACAUAUUGUGGUGUAGACCUGUUUGGACCUUUCGAAGUGAAGAAUGGCAGGAAGUUGGAGAAACGCUACGGUGUAAUAUUUACUUGCCUUGUUUCACGCAGUGUCCACAUAGAAGUUGCCAGUUCGCUGUCCACUGACUCGUUAUUCAACACCUUUCGAAGACUUGUAGCUAGACGAGGUGCAGUUAAACAAUUAAGAUCGGAUCAGGGUACAAACUUUAUCGGUGCUUCAAGAGAACUACGUGAAGCAAUGACUGAAAUGAAUCAAGAAGACUUAAAGUCUCAACUGCUUCACUUAAAUUGCAAUUGCAUUUUCAACGUGCCGACAGCAAGCCUCCACGGUGGCGUUUGGGAGCGCAUGAUAAAAACAGUAAGGAGUAUUUUGGAUGCACUUAUAUUACAACAUAGGGCACAACUUAAUGAUGAGAUGUUGAUAACUUUCAUGGCCGAGGCUGAGGGCAUCGUAAAUAGUCGACCCUUAAAUACCACUGAGGAUGCUAGUUUAGAGCCAUUGACCCCAGCACAUUUACUCAUGCUGAAGCCUUUUGUACGCCUCCACCGGGCAACUUUAAUACAAAUGGUCGCUAUAGCAGGAAAAUGUGGAAACGAGUCCAGCACCUGGCCGAAUGUUUCUGGUCAAGAUGGCGCAAGGAGUACGUCCACCUUCUACAGAGUAGGCAAAAAUGGAAUGUGA